Molecule: messenger RNA, 1530 nt
Organism: Hydra vulgaris (swiftwater hydra)
Lineage: Eukaryota; Metazoa; Cnidaria; Hydrozoa; Anthoathecata; Hydridae
Source: RefSeq, a predicted model, not a curated record
AUGUUAUAUCAUAAAUAAGUUUGAAAUAUGGAAAUAAAUUCAGAUGAAAGUGAUGGGGUUUUUGUGAAAAAUUCAGCAAAGAAAAGAAAACCAGAUCAAAGCCUUUGGAAGAGAAACAUUGUAAAGGUUUCCAGAAUAAAAGGCGAUGAAUAUGUUAACUACCAAGGAAAUACUGUACCUCAAAAGUGUACUGGCUUCCCCUGCAGCUGCAAGAGAAACAACUGUCUUGAGACUAUUAAUGAAGAGGAUCAAAUGGAUAUAUUUAACCAUUUCCAUGCUUUCAACACUAAAGAUGAGCAAGAUUUGUUCCUACAAUCCUUGAUUGAUUCCCAAGAAGUAAAGCAGAGGCGACCCAGAAAGGAAGACAGUUCUAAAAAAAAAAAGUGCUACCUUUAAGUAUCAUGUUAUGGUGGGUUCUGAUCGAAUGCCGGUUUGUUUUAAAGCUUUUUUAAGUUUACAUGCAGUUACUAAAAAACAAGUUGAAAAUAUUGCAAGCUUUGAAAAUGAUUGCGAAAAGCCCAGUUGAUAAUAGAGGACGUUAUAUAAAACAAGUAUUGUCUGAAGAAAUCAAACUUUUUAUCAGACAGCAUAUUGAAAGCUUUCCAACUAAAGAAAGCUACUAUCUUGGAAAGCCUAUAUGCUAUCUAGAUGCCACAUUAAAUGUUAAAACUAUGUAUAGACUGUUUAAAGAAAAAUACUUUUCAAUAAAAGUUGGAGGAACAAAGUAUUUCAACUACUUUAAAGAAAACUAUAAUCUUUUCUUUGGAAGGCUACAAGUUGACAUAUGCUGCACUUGCGAGGAACUCAAUAUAAAAUUAAGGAGUCCUCAUCUCAACGAGGCAGCAAAAAGGUGUGCUCAAUCUGAACUUGAUAUUCAUAAAUGCAAAUCAAAAAAGUUUUAUGAUCGAAUCGGAAAUAACGUUAAUGAUAAGGACAAUAGGCAAAUUUUAUCAUUGUGUUUUGACUUUAUGCAGAACAUACAGAUCCCAAAAAUACCAGUACAAGAAACCUUCUAUCUGAGACAACUUUCAGUUAAUGUUUUUUGUAUUCAUAACAAUAAAAGUAACAAAGCACAGAUUUUUGUUUACCACCAAGGCACAGCAGGCAAGGGUCCAGAUGUAGUGUGUUCCCUUCUAUUUAACUACUUAAUGAAAGUAGAGCAGCAGUUUACUGAACUCCACUUAUUCUCAGAUAAUUAUUGGGGCCAAAAUAAAAACCAUUCAUUAUCUAGGCUAUUCUUAGCCAUGACUGAUUUAAAGAAAAUUUGAAAAGGUUGAGCAAUUCUACCCAAUAAGAGGGCACUCCUUCCUACCAUGUGAUAGGGAUUUUAGCAUAAUAAAGCGAGAACUAAACCGACAUGAUAGACUGUACACAGUAGACCAAGUAUGUGAACUUAUUAAGGCAUUCUCCAAAAAUGAUAAAUUUAUGGUACAAAAAGUUCAAUCUUCAGAAAUUUUAGACUUCAAGACGUGGUGGCCGCAGUUUUAUAAAAAAAGUUGUGUUUCCGAUAAAACUAAAGGUAAGCAAGUU